Molecule: messenger RNA, 1326 nt
Organism: Closterium sp. NIES-65
Lineage: Eukaryota; Viridiplantae; Streptophyta; Zygnematophyceae; Desmidiales; Closteriaceae
Source: the annotation of a GenBank genome assembly
AUGGAGUCUGCGGCGGGCCACCGCCGCGCACAGUCCGAUGCGGCUGACGCCUUCACCGUCGCGGACUGGGCGCACGAGCGCUUGCGCUCGUUUAACAAUCGGAAAACAGGCGGGGCGGAAGGGGCUUCCGCCGCACGUGGCGCAUUUUCCAGCACAAGCGCAGCUUCCGUGGCGGAGCGUGACGCUGCGCCCAGCCCGCGCGGGCGCCAGGUCUCGAUCGCAGGUUUCGCAGGUUCCGCGAACGGAGCAGUGGGGGGGAGAACGUAUACCGCGCGCAGCCCUUCCGCGCGCGCGCGACGAGCUAGCGCGGAUCCAACUGACCUUGGGGGAGCUCCCUUGAAUGAGGGGAUUCCCAUGGGCAAGAGUGAGGGGACAGUGAAGGGAAAACAGAACGGGGAGGAGGAAGAAUUCGCGGAGAAUCAACAGCAGGAGCAAGAGGAGAGACAGAAGCAGCAACAGAAGGAGCCGCGGCGGCAGAAGAAGCUUGUUCAAGCAAGCUUUGUGGAACGAAGAACUGGAGAAGCGAUUAAUCUCAGUCUUAGCCUCGGUGGGAAGGAGCAGCUGCUGCUGCGCGGAUCAAAGGGCGGCGCCAACCAAUGGCGCUCCACCAUCGAUCGGCGCUCCCCCGGCGCUGGCGGGCUUGUGUCUCCGCGCCCGGCGGCUGAUUCGCCUGCGGGUUUCGAGGCAGGGAUGCGACGCGCAGGGGAAGCGGGCGUUGCGGAGAGGGGGAGCGUGGCGAGGGACGAUAGGAGGGACGAGAAGGGUGAGGAGAAGGGGGGAGAGAAGGGGGGAGAGAAGAACGAGGAAUGGCGGGGGCGGAAGAGUCCAAAAGGGACGAAGGUGGAGAGGAAUUUCAAGGAGAAAGGAGUUAGGCGGGACAGGGAGGACAGGCGCACGAGGGUAGAGGGGGACGGUGCUGGGAGGGAGACAAUGAAGGAAAGAGGGGCGGAGGGAGGGUGGGAGGAGAGGAGGAAGGAGAGGAGGGAGGGUCGAAGAGAGGAAGGAACAGAGGAAGGGAGGGAAGAAGGGAUGGAGGGGAAGAGGGAAGAAGAGGGAGAGGAAAAGAGGGCUGGAACAAGGGAGGAACGGCAAACCCUGAUUUGUCAAACCCUGAUUUACUCCACCCUUCAUCGUCUCAUCCACUCUUACCUCACUCCCCCCUCCCACCACCUGGAUCUCCCCACUCGCAAGCUGCUCACCUUCCCCCAUCCCUCCUCUCGCAAUCCUUCCCUUUCCACCCUCCAGUUCCCCAGUCGCACUCCCACCCUCUCGCUCCCCCUUCUCCCUUCUCCUUCCCGCUCUCCCCAGCAUCUCCCUCGCUGCUGA